This is a messenger RNA of Anolis carolinensis (green anole), 9737 nucleotides long. It is a transcript of the gene prrc2c, whose product is annotated as proline rich coiled-coil 2C. The record is from RefSeq and is a predicted model, not a curated record. Gene Ontology annotation, biological process: hematopoietic progenitor cell differentiation. The transcript is spliced from 34 exons. Lineage: Eukaryota; Metazoa; Chordata; Lepidosauria; Squamata; Anolidae. Bases 170 to 8278 code for a protein of 2702 amino acids.
CGGUAACCCCGGUCGCGUGGUGCACGGCGGCUGCGUGCGUGCUGACGUCAGACGGCAGUAGGUGCCGCCGGCUUGGCUAUCCGCCCGCCAUCUUGGCCUGCUCCGUGUGGAAGGUCUCGGUUCCUUUGGCCUCGAAGUGAGAAGGCAAUUUUGGAUUCAAUGAACUGAAAUGUCGGAAAAGUCAGGGCAGAGCACAAAGGCAAAGGACGGAAAAACAAAAUAUGCAACACUUAGUCUAUUUAACACUUAUAAAGGGAAAACUCUGGAAACACAGAAAGCUGCAGUUACAGCUCGCCAUGGGCUACAGAGUCUUGGGAAAGUUGCCAUUUCAAGGAGGAUGCCACCUCCUGCCAACCUUCCAAGUCUUAAAGCAGAGAACAAAGGCAAUGAUCCUAACAUAAACAUUGUGCCUAAGGAUGGCACAGGAUGGGCUUCUAAACCAGAGCAGCAAGAAGAAGAAAAACCACCAGAAGUGCCACAAACUGAGCCAAAGCCUGCAGUUCCUGCUCCUCCAGAAGCUCCUCCUGUUGCCAAGUCAUGGGCCAAUACCAAGCAAGGUGGGCAAGGUGAUGGUCCUGGAGUUCAGAUAAACAGCUAUUUUCAGCAAGAGUUUCCUAGUCUACAGGCAGCUGGAGACCAAGAAAAAACAAAUAAAGAUAAGGAUGCAGCUGAAGAGCCUUAUGGUCCUGGACCCAGUUUACGACCACAAAAUGUUGCUAGUUGGAGAGAAGGUGGAGGCAAGAAUUUGAACUCUCCAAACGCUCCACCUGAUGAAGAAGCAAAACCUCUUACUCAAGAAGAUGGCAGUGUGGUUGCACCAAUUGAGCAGAACGAUGGUCUUAAGAUACCAGAAAAGAGGGAAACAAGGGUAAUACAGCCUCCUCAGCCAAAGUUGAAUGGACAACAGCCUGGGCUCAUAUCUCAGUACAGAGCAAUCAUACCUCCCUAUAUGUUUAAUCAGUACCCUAAACUAGCAUAUCCUCAAAUGCCUGGCCCUAGCAGGUUCCCUACUCCAUCUGAGCCCAGCAGAGGAUUAAGGGGAAGAGGACCCUCUUCACGGAGUUCAGAGGCUGUAGAACGUCCGUCCAUCUUAAGUGCCAAUGAACUAAAAGAACUUGACAAGUUUGAUAAUUUGGAUGCUGAAGCUGAUGAGGGCUGGGCUGGAGCACAAAGUGAGGUAGAUUACAGUGAACAGUUGAAUUUCAGUGAUGAUGAUGAACAAGGAAGUAAUCAGAAAGAACAUCAUAACAGUAAUGAACCUACAAAAGAUUUGGAGGAGAAAAAUGGAGAACAUAAAUCAUCACUCACUUUGCAAUCAAUUGGCACAAAAGGCCCCUGUAAUCAAAGUUGUCCAUCUGACCAGCAGGGGCAGGUAUCAUCUUCGAUGCUUGAGCGGGGCACUACUGGGCUUCAUUCAAAAUCUGUCCUUCAGCCUCCAGUUCCAGAUCGAUUGACAGGGUCAGGAAGACAAGGUCCCUUUCCACCUAGAUCAGCAGCAGAUGAAGAUGAAAUUUGGAAGCAGAGGCGAAGACAGCAAGCAGAAAUAUCUUCAGCAGUAGAACGAGCUCGAAAAAGGCGAGAAGAAGAGGAACGAAGAAUGGAAGAGCAAAGAAAAGCAGCAUGUGCGGAGAAGCUAAAAAAAUUAAAUGAAAAAUUUGGAUGUGUAGCAAAACCACCUCGGGAAGAUCCAUUUAAGGAAAAAGAAAAGGUCAAGGAGAAGGAAAUUGAAGAUGAGAGGAGGAAAGCAAAUGAAAAGGAGAUAGGCGAAGUGGUACCAAUUGAGAGAAAGGAAGAAGAAAGCCAAAAGAAGGAAAAAGAACCUGAGAGGGAGCCGGAAAAGGAAAAAGAACCUGAGAGGGAGACUGAGAUGGAGAAAGAAAGUGAAAGGGAAGAAAAAGAAAUAUCUGAAGAGAAACCUAUACCUGAACUAUCUGAGCCUCAAGAACCAGUCACCCUGCCUCUGAAAGUAGAGAAACCAGAAGAAAAUGAAACCAACACUGAUGAGGGGAGAGAAUGUCAGGCUGUUUCCGCUACACAAGAGAGCAAUCAUAAUGAGAGAGAAAGUUUUCAUGAAAGCGAGACCGAUUCUGGUGCGCACACUCGUCCUGCUCUUUCUUCUGGCUAUUCAAAACAGUUUCAGAAAUCAUUACCACCAAGAUUUCAAAGGCAACAGGAGCAGAUGAAACAGCAGCAGUGGCAGCAGCAGCAAGGAGUCAUGCCACAGUCUACACCACAGCCUUCUGGUAGCCCUGUUCCACCCCCAGCGCACAGACCACUGUAUCAGCCCAUGCAGCCACAUCCCCCACAUUUGGCUUCUGUGGGCUUUGAUCCACGAUGGCUAAUGAUGCAGUCAUAUGUUGAUCCACGAAUCAUAUCAGGAAGACCUGCUAUGGAGAUGCCACCCAUGCACCCAGGAAUUAUAACUCCUAAGCCACUUCUGAGAAGGGAUCAGGUAGAAGGAGCAGGAACUGGUUCAGAUUCUUUUGAUCAUGUCACUCGACCAGCAAGGGAAAAUACUAUACCACAAUCGGAGCCACACAUGAUGUGGGGAUCAGAUUCCUACCCUCACACAGAGCCUCCAGAGACUUCUGCACUACCAAACCUCCUAGAAGAAUCUGAAGAUACAAGGCCCAGAGCAGUUCUGGAUCAAGAACAAAUGCCUAUUCAAGUAGUUUACUCAGAACAGAGUCAGUUGGACUCCCACACAAAGACAGAUUGUUUCAAAGAACCUGGUAAAGUAAAUGUACCAAAGUCCUCAGAAGAACCUUCUUGCCAAACUGACACACUCACUCCGUCAAUCGACUUUGAAGCAACUGUUGAAAAUGUCUUGCAAAUCUCCCAGGAGGAGCAAGUGUCUAAAGAAGAGAAUAAUUCUUUCCCGAGGAAGAGCUUUUCUUAUGAGUCUAGCCAUUCUUUGAAGUCAGAAGAGCAAGAUAUUGAUAUACUGGCAAAUGUUAUCAAAGCAAACAGCAGGCAUAUUGAGCCCAAAGAAGCAAUAGUUGAAAGAGUGGAUAACAAACUGAAAAAAGAAGGAUUUACCAGUAAUAGAUUGUCAGAAGGCCCCAAACUGGAAAAACCUUUCAAACCUAAAUCUGAAACUCGGUGGGGUCCAAGACCAGGUUAUGGCAGAAGAGAGGAUGGUAGUGAUAGGCCAGUAAGAAGAUCUGGUCCUAUUAAAAAGCCCAUCCUUCGAGAUAUGAAAGAAGAGCGUGAACAACGAGAAGAACGUGAGCAGAAAAGAGAAAGAGGAGGGGGGAAACUGACAAAUGAGAGAUUUAACAAGAAUGAGAAAAGGGAACAAGCUCCACUGCCAUCUCUUAGGUUAGAACCGGAGAAGACUAUUACAGGUGACAAAAAGGCAUUGCAAGGCACACCACAAACUUCAGAAUCUGCAAACAGUUCGAUGGAGUCUGGAACUACAGUUGCACCUUCUGGGCAGCAGUCCCCUGUUGUCCAGGAAUCAACAGUGAUAGCACCUGUGGUGCAACAUCCCACUACAACCCAAGCACCCCCACCUGCAGUUCCACAACCACCUAGUCCACAAAUUGCAGUUGAACCCCCAUCUCUUACUGUCCAACAGUUACCUGUUCAUCACUCUGUCAAUGCAGUGAAGGAAGAAAAACAGCCAGAGAAAGUAAUCAACAAAGAAAAACCUGCCGAGAGACCUCAUAUAGAAACCAGACCUGUGAAAAGAGAAUCUGGGUUGCCUCCCAGAACAUACUGGAAAGAAGCUAGAGAUAGAGACUGGUUCCCAGAUCAGGGAUACAGAGGUAGAGGACGUGGCGAGUAUUAUUCUAGGGGCCGCAGCUAUAGAGGUUCUUAUGGAGGCAGGGGUAGAGGUGGUAGAGGACACAACAGAGACUAUCCACAUUACAGAGACCCCAAGCCCAGAGUGGAGCAUGUGCCUUCUGGUCCUCUCAGACAGAGAGAAGAGAGUGAAACUCGUAGUGAGAGCUCUGAUUUUGAAGUAGUUCCUAAACGGCGAAGGCAGAGAGGCUCAGAAACUGAUUCUGACAGUGAAGUACAUGAAAGUGACACCCUUCUUUCAGACAAAGACAGUUUAAGCAAAAGUAAACAUCCCAAAAGAGAUGAAAAAGCCGAUGUCAAAAAGCCUGCAAAAACCUUACUAUCUUUCAAACCUGAAAAUAAUGUUCAAGAGGAAAGUAGAAUUCUAGAUAAAACUUAUGGGAAGGAUGAUGAGAAUAAGCCCAAACCAGGUUUUCUUCCUAAAGGAGAACCUUCUCGAUUUGGAAGAGGAGGAAUGUUUAGACGUGGGAGUAGAGAGCCAGUUAGCCGUCCAUCUCGGGCAUCUACUCUUAGGAAACCAGGAUACAGAGAGAAUCAGUGGAACUCCAGACAAACAGAAAUCACCAAAGCUGAAGAUAUAGACUCACAAGGAAGGCAUGGACAUUGUGGUUCUAUACCUCUAGACAAAAGACAACCCAUAAAGUUUGAAAGGAAAUUCGAUCCUACUAGGGAAAGGCCUCGGAGACAAAGGCCGGCGAGACCUCCCAGACAAGAUAAACCACCACGCUUUAGACGUCUAAAGGAAAGAGAGGCAGCAUCAAAAAUAAAUGAAGCCACAACUAGUUCAUCAUCAAGUGCUGUGGUGAGCAAUGCUCUUAGUGAACAGCCAAACACUACGUUGGAUAUUUCAGGAAUCAAGACACCAGACCUAUCCAAUCAGAACUCUUCAGACCAGGCAAAUGAAGAAUGGGAAACUGCUUCAGAAAGCAGUGAUUUCAAUGAGAGGCGUGAAAGAGAUGAGAAGAAAUUAGCAGAUGUCAUGGCACAGGUAACUGUUAAAGCUGGAGAAAGUACGUUAACUCCCAAAAGAGAAAUUGCCAAGAGAAGUUUUUCCAGUCAGCGACCAGGGAUAGAUCGGCAGAACCGUCGUGGCAAUAGUGGACCACCCAAAUCUGGACGUAACUUUUCAGGACCAAGAAAUGAUAGGAGAAGUGGUCCUCCAACAAGAAGUGGGAAAAAAGGACCAUUUGAAGAACAGACACCAGUAAUGAUUAACGCUGAGCUAGUCAACAACAGUUUGCAUCAGGAAGAAAGUACUGCUGCAUUAAAAGGUUCUAAAGAUUCCAACAACAAGAAGCGAGAAGAACCCAAAGCUGGUCCAAAGAAGCCCAAGGAGAAAGUGGAUGCAAUCUCACAGUUUGACCUUAAUAACUAUGCAAGUGUUGUCAUUAUUGAUGACCAUCCUGAGGUAACAGUAGUUGAGGAUUCCCAGUCCAAUUUGAAUAAUGAUGGUUUUACUGAAGUAGUAUCAAAAAAGCAACAAAAACGCUUGCAAGAUGAGGAACGAAGAAAGAAAGAGGAACAAACAGUACAGGUUUGGACAAAGAAGAGUUCAAAUGAAAAAGGAAGAUGUUCAAAUUCCAAGCUGCCACCCAGGUUUGCCAAGAAACAACAGCAAGCAGCUGCAGCCGCAGCUGCAGCUGCCCAACAGGUUCAAGCACAGCCACAGCCACAGCCACAGAUACCAUUACAGUGUGUAUCUCAGGUUCCAAGUCCACAGGCUACAGUUCAGCCGCAAACACAGGCAACCUGUCCAGUGAGCAACAGCACAGAAUACACUGCAAUAAGCAAAAGUCUGCAGGAUACAUCUUCUCAUGUAGGAACGGAACUGUGGGAUAAUAAAGUUCCAGCUACAACAGUUCUUGGUGAUAUCUCUAAAAAAUUGGGACCCAUUAGUCCUCCACAGCCUCCUUCAGUAAGUGCAUGGAACAAACCUUUGACAUCAUUUGGAUCACCUACAUCUUCAGAAGGAACGACAGCUGGCCAGGAGAGUGGAAAUGAUUUGGGAAUAGAAACUAUUCAGUUUGGAGCUCCAGCAUCUAGUGGAAGUGAUAAUGAGGUUGGUCCAGUUUCAGAGAAACCUUCUGAGAAGCUUCUUGAACCAAAAGAGCAAAGGCAAAAGCAGCCUCGGGCAGGCCCAAUAAAGGCACAGAAGCUUCCAGACAUGAGCCCAGUAGAAAAUAAAGAAUAUAAGCCAGGUCCCAUUGGGAAAGAACGGUCGCUAAAGAACAAAAAAGUAAAAGAGGCUCAGCAAGGCAACUGUGAGGUACAAGAGAAAUCCAGUCCUCCUACAGUCCAAAGUCCAGAACCUAUUCCUUCAAAAGAAACCAGUGCAGCUGCUGAGCUUGGUACUGAAAUGGGAACAAUGAUGUCUGUAUCUGCUCCAGAAUUUGAAGCAGCCCAGAAGAUGGAAUCUGCUCGCAAAGCAUGGGAGAAUUCACCAAAUGUGACAGAAAAGAAUUCACCAGUGACUUCAGCAGCUUCUCCUGUUACUGGUGGCAAUAGUAGUGGAAGUGGAGUUGGGAACAGCAAUAGUAGCAGUGGACCAACAACCAGUGGUACAUACAGUUCUUUCUCAAGUGCAUCGAUGCCUCCUAUUCCUGUGGCUUCAGUUACACCUACAACAUCGUUGUCAGGAGCUGGAACAUACACCACCUCUUCUCUUAGCACAAAAACCACUACCACUUCUGACCCACCCAAUAUCUGCAAAGUGAAGCCACAGCAGUUACAGACAAGUAAUUUGACAUCCGCCAGUCACUUCUCCCAGCUGAAUUGUAUGCCAUCGCUAAUUGCCCAGCAACAGCAGAGUCAGCAGGUCUAUGUAUCCCAGUCAGCAGCAGCUCAAAUUCCAGCUUUUUAUAUGGAUACAAGUCAUAUUUUCAACACUCAGCAUGCACGCCUUGCUCCACCUUCACUGGCUCAACAACAAGGAUUUCAACCAGGACUCUCGCAGCCUACUUCAGUACAGCAAAUCCCAAUCCCAAUAUAUGCCCCUCUGCAAGGCCAGCAUCAAGCUCAGUUGAGUUUAGGAGCAGCCCCAGCUGUGUCCCAGACUCAGGAAUUAUUUAACUCUUCAUUGCAACCCUAUAGAUCACAACAGGCAUUUAUGCAAAGUGGCUUGUCUCAGCCCUCACCAGUUGUUCUUUCUGGCACAACCUUGCACAACUUCCCAACAGUGCAGCAUCAAGAGCUUGCUAAGGCACAGACAACCCUUGCAUUUCAACAGACAUCUAAUACUCAGCCUAUUCCUAUCCUGUAUGAACAUCAGUUGGGUCAACCUUCAGCACUAGGAGGCUCCCAGCUUAUUGAUACGCAUCUGCUCCAGGUCAGAGAGCCAGACCUCCUCAGGAAGGCCAGAGCUACUCUUACACAGGCCUCAAAUUUAUAUUCUGGACAAGUUCAACAACCCGGUCAAACUAGCUUUUACAACACUGCUCAGUCUCCCAGUGCUCUCCAGCAGGUAAACUAUGGCACGGUGACAGUACCUAUACCUGGAUCACAACUUUCUUUGCCGAACUUUGCAUCAGCAGGGCAGCCUUUAAUUGCUCUUCCACAAUCCCUUCAACCUCCCUUGCAGCACACAGCACCACAGCCUCAGCCACAGAGUCUGGGUCGGCCAUCUCAAGUAGGCCAACCUUUCAGAGGGCUAAUUCCAGCUGGAACUCAGCAUAAUAUUAUAACUGGAAAGAUGUCAGAAAUGGAUCUAAAGGCCUAUGGAAGUGUUAUUGAUAAGCCAGGCACGCCUCCAGUUUCUGGACGAAGCACCACUCCAACAUCCAGCCCAUUCCGGAAAUAUGAAGACAGAAUGGCUGCACACUUGACCAAUUUCCAUUUAUUUCAGCAGAACUUGCACAGGGCUGCUUCGACAAGUCCGAACAAUCAGUCCAAUAAAAUGAAUACCAUCAUCUACCAAAAGCAAUUUCAAUCAGCGGCUGUGAGAAUGGCCCAGCCCUUUCCUCCUCAGUUCACACCACAGAUCCUCUCUCAGCCUAACCUGGUCCCUCCAUUGGUCAGAGCCCCACAUACUAACACCUUCCCAGCGCCUGUUCAGAGGCCGCCAGUGGCACUUGUUAGUCAGAUGCCACAUCAGAUGACCACAGGCCUUUUGAGCCACCCUCGAUUGCCACAUGUGGCCAGGGGUCCUUGUGGAUCACUCUCUGGAGUCAGAGGCAAUCAGGCCCAGGCUGCGAUGAAGGCUGAACAAGACAUAAAGGCAAAACAGAGAGCAGAGGUCCUUCAGUCCACACAGCGAUUUUUCUCGGAGCAGCAACAGAGCAAGCCAACAGGAGGCAAAAUACAGAAAGUGCUUGACGACGGGAAUAAAGGUCCUGAAGGAGCGUCAGACUCCUCCACAGUGUGUCAGGACAAGGUAGACGAGAAGCCGAAUCCUGCACCAACAGCCGCCUCCAAGCCUGUUAGAACUGGACCAAUCAAGCCUCAGGCCAUCAAGACAGAAGAAACGAAGUCUUAGAGCAAUGACCAUUACGCUGAUACGGGGAGUGAAGUGACAGCCGGCAAAACCUGUCAUGCCUAAGGGCAAGGCAUGUCCCUUCAAGGCCGUGAGUGGCAUAAAAAAGUGCAGAUGAGAGCAGCUACAGGCUCUAAUGAGGAUGUUGGAGCAUGUAGUUUCUAUGCCACUGCAUGACAGAGCGUUAUCUUUUUGAAUAGAGGCACCUCUCUGCUUUUUAAAAUGAGAAAUAAUGCUCCCGAGGCGGCAUCUUAGAUGAAGGGAAACACUUUGCUGUUUAUUUGCUGCUGUUUCAUUUUGGUAAGAGCAACAAAUUAAGAUAAGGCCUUGUUGGACACAACUAGGUUUGGCUUUACGUUACUGGGGGAACUAACAGGAUGUUGAUCUUUAAAUAAUGAACCAAGAGAAUUUGCAGCAAUUGGUAAGUCACACAGAACAACUUAAUUACACACACUUUUCCUCCAUACAGACACGCCAUUUCAUUCUGUGUGUGUUCUGUACCAGACUUCCCAAAAAGGCUGCUACUAUAGUUUGAUAUGGUGCUGAAAAUGUAAAAAUAAACAAAAUCCUAAUUGACCCUCCCCCUUCCCGAAUAUAUUACUCUUAUACCAGAAGUGCAGACUAAGAAGGCUCUUUCUAGGAGUUACAUUGGCAGUCAUAUUGAGAUAUGGCUAAAUAGUAGGGGGAGUGGGUGGUGAACGCUUUUUGCCUUCAAACAGUAUUCUGCUUAUGUCUGUAUCGAGCAACAAGCAUUUGACCUUGUGCCGUAAGAAGAGCAUUCUCUCUAAAGUGGCACAUUCUAAUAGCAAAGCUGCAUCACACUUCCUUCUCGCUCACUGUGUGCUGGGAAAUAGAAUCAAGUCAAAUAAUGCCUUCUUAAUUGUAUCCUUCUAGUAGUAUAGGUGUAGGAGAGUACUGUAUGAUAACUUCUGUGAAUGUAAAAUAUCCCAUACCUGCUUAUGAUAUGUAGUUGUGACUGUGCUAUCGCAGAGCUGUUUAAUGAUGUUACUCUAGACUUUUCAAGCCACGAUCGGUUGUUAUCAAGAGAGUCAGUGCCACAAAACCAGAUGCAGAACUUUUUUCUUUGAGAAUUCCAUGUUCCUUCUCUUUCCUGGAAUAAAGAGUAAGAUAAAAGUCUAAUCUGUAUAAUUUUGCUCAGAUGAUGGCAGAAGCUAGAAAGGUCUGUUGCUGCUAUUGAUACCUAGUGAAAUGCUGUUCGUUAUUUUUUUUUAUAUAUAAAUAUUAUAAUUUGAAUUUUUGGAAUUUUAGCUGUGAUGUCAGCUUUGGGGAAGAGGUAUCCACUUGUACUGUGAGUUGGCAUUGUACAGAAAUUAACAGCCAUAUUGGUCUAGAAAUGUUUAAACCUUUUCAUUUGUACAGGGAUAAUGCACUGUAUUAAAUAUGUAUGGUCUUAUUUACAUGGGUUUGAUUACAGAAACUAAUAAAAUAUUCUCUACAUAAA